AUGAGCUCGGGAGUCGUAGAGUUGGCGCCUCGCCCUAGCGCGGCUGCUCAAACUGGCAUCAUCGUCGUCCGGGCCGGUCUUGACGAGAAGAAGUACGUGCUUCAUACGUCGCUUUUGAUCUACUACUCCGGUUUCUUCCACGGCGCCCUGUCCGGCAAGUUCAAAGAAACAGCCGAAGGCUGCGUCGCCCUUCCGCAUGUCGCUUCCGAGCCGUUCGACGUCUUCGUGGACUGGAUAUACUCCGAAAAGCUGCCGAGGAAGGAUAUGUGGAAACCCAACGACGCCGCCUACAUAUCAACAAUGUAUCACGCAUACGCUCUUGCGGACAUGCUGCUUGUGCUGGACAUGAAGGAGGCUAUCCUGGACGUCAUUUUCGAAGGACUGGAAACGCGCUACCCAAGAUAUGACCGUGUUAUCUACGCAUUCGAGAAUCUCGUCGAUGAGGACCCCUUGUUGCAGCUUCUGGUUGAUGCCCAGUGCAUCAAUAACGGAGUCGAGCGAAGACAGAAGGAGGGGAACAACGAGCUUCUAGAGCGACUUCCCCACAAGUUUCUCGUUCGGGUAAUGCGAAAGCUGAAUGAGCUGAGCUGGAUGGACGAUAAGCCGAAGAAGCUGGAACGCUGUUGGUAUGUGUCCAAGCAGCCGGAAGCUUGA
Molecule: messenger RNA, 654 nt
Organism: Trematosphaeria pertusa
Lineage: Eukaryota; Fungi; Ascomycota; Dothideomycetes; Pleosporales; Trematosphaeriaceae
Exons: 2
Coding region: 1-654 (217 amino acids)
Molecular function (GO): protein binding
Source: RefSeq, a predicted model, not a curated record